AUGGAGCCUCCCGCCCUCGCCGCCGUCCUGGCCUUCUCCGGGCUGGCGCUGAGCUGCUGCCGAGAGCCCGUUCUGUCCGAAUGCUACACAGCCAAUGGGGCUGACUAUCGUGGCACUCAGAACCAGACCUCCCAAUAUGCAGGCAAACCUUGUCUUUUUUGGAAUGAGACAUUUGAGCAUCCUUAUAAUACUGUGAAAUAUCCCAAUGGGGAGGGAGGGCUUGGAGAGCAUAACUACUGCAGGAACCCCGAUGGGGAUGUCAGCCCCUGGUGCUAUAUUGCAGAACAUGAAGAUGGAAUAUACUGGAAAUACUGUGAGAUUCCCUCCUGCCGAAUGCCAGGAAAUCUGGGCUGUUACAAGGACCAUGGAGAGCCACCACCUUUGACUGGCACCAGCGAGACCUCCAACAAGCUCACAAUCCAAACGUGCAUCAGCUCCUGCAGAAGUCAGCAGUUCAAGUUUGCAGGCAUGGAAUCAGGUUAUGCUUGUUUCUGUGGAAAUAAUCCUGACUACUGGAGAUACGGGGAGGCAGCCAGUACGGAAUGCAACAGUGUUUGCUUUGGAGACCACACUCAGCCCUGUGGUGGGGAUGGCAGAGUCAUUCUUUUUGACACCCUUAUUGGUGCCUGUGGAGGGAAUUACACGUCUGCUACAGCUGUGAUCUACUCCCCAGAUUUUCCUGACACAUAUGGCACAGGCAAAGUCUGUUACUGGACCAUACAAGUUCCAGGAGCAUCUCAAAUCCACUUCACCUUUGUCCUUUUUGAAAUCAAAGAUGCUACAGAUAUGGUGGAGUUGCUGGAUGGUUAUACCUAUCAUGUUCUGGCUCGUUUUAAUGGCAAGAACCGGCCUCCCCACACCUUCAACAUCUCUUUGGAUUUUGUCAUUUUGUACUUUUUCUCAGAUGACAUCAAUCAAGCCCAGGGAUUUGCUAUCAGGUAUAGAGCUGUGAAGGACAAUGUGCAUCAGAACAAGACCCCAGUGAAUCACACCCUUUCAGAGAGGAUAAAUGAACAAGCAAAUCUCAGCAUCAAUGCAGCCCGGUCAUCAAAGAUACUCUAUGUCAUCACAACCAGCCCAAGCCAUCCAACCAGCUCCAUGCCUGAAUGGACAAUAUACAGUCUCACAGCACUGCUCAUCCUAAGUGUUACAGCCAUAAUAGCAAAGAUACUUCUGCACAUUACCAUGAGGUCCCACCAGAUUCCAGCUGCAGCUGAAACAGAAGAUUGCAGUGAUGUCACUACUGCUGGUGAGAUCUGGAGUAUAUUUUACCAACCAUCCACAUCAAUAUCCAUCUUCAAGAAAAAGCUUCGAAAUCAACAAGACGAUUGCAACCCACUGGUGGGAAACUGAAGUGGCUUUUAUUUUGCAAGAAUGGAUCUUCUUAAAAUCCAGGUGACUUGAGAUUAACCUUCCUUUUUUUUUUUUUUCUCUCAAUCUCAUACCUGCUUUCCAAAAAGUCCAUUUCCAAAGGCCUUUAAGUGACUUUGCCUAUCUGCUGCUCUCUUGGACAUACCAGUGACAAGGGAUUGAAUUGCAGCAGUAAUUUUGAAAUACCUGGUGCUCCUCAAGUCUGUAGUGCUGUUAAUUACUGCCUUUAAACCAUUGCACUUAAAAUAGAUGUAAAAACUUGUAAAAUUCAAAAUGUCCUGUACCCCUGCCAAAGGUAACUGAGGGGUAUCUACAGGCUGAGGAUUUCUUGUGUCCCACUUGCCUGUAUCACUGCUACUUCAGUCCUUUUCUUCUCAAGCCUGAAGACAGAAGUGGGUACUGAUAACCUCUUCAGCUACCACAGCAAACAGAACUUACUUGCCUUGAUGUAAACACAUCUAAAUGGUACUAUAGAGUAGAAUGGGAAUCAAAGACUGGAAAAAAAUAUCAGCCUGGCUGCUCAGUGCUGAGCUCUUUCUGCAUUUUCUGUUUCUUGUGUCUACAAGCAGAGAUGCAAACAUAAAAAAAUCACAUUCAGGACGCCUCUAAAACAACAUUCAGCUACAAAUAUGCAUUUUGAUUGACUAGUGCUCACCAGGUCAAGGCCUGCAUGAGUAUUGAAGCCUUUUAAAUGGCUCUGUCCGACCCAUCAUUCACUGAUGUUUAUGAUAAUUUUGUUCAUAUUCACAGUGAUCCUUCAAAAAAUUAUUGUACUCCAGCCUGACAGCCAGCAUUUAUCCUGGGUAUAAGCUUAGGGCUUCCUAAAGGAUUGUCCAAAGAUACCAUAAUCCACUGAAUUUUUAUCAGUGAGGCUGACUAACAAAUGUUUACUCUGAAGUCACAUGUAUUAAUCUCACUGCCCAAACUAUUCACAGAGCUGUAGGUUGCUAUCACCAACUCAGCUGGGCCAGGCUGUGCAGCUGAACAUGCAUGGAACAGCUGCCCUGACACUUAGCUGUGGGGAGAAGUGUCUCCUUGCCUGCAACACUAAAACUGAACUGAAUUUUUAAGGUAAUUGCCUUAAUUAUCAAAGAACUAAAGCAUCAGUGGGGUUCUGAUCUGUGAACUAUUUUCUCUUUGAUUGCAACAGACAGCAUUAACUGCUUCUUCUGUUU
Sturnus vulgaris (Common starling) is the source of this 2546-nucleotide messenger RNA. RefSeq names its product kringle containing transmembrane protein 1 (gene KREMEN1). NCBI's taxonomy places the organism in Eukaryota, Metazoa, Chordata, Aves, Passeriformes, Sturnidae. Gene Ontology annotation, biological process: Wnt signaling pathway; multicellular organism development. The record is from RefSeq and is a predicted model, not a curated record. Gene Ontology annotation, cellular component: plasma membrane.